Molecule: messenger RNA, 3041 nt
Organism: Cornus florida
Lineage: Eukaryota; Viridiplantae; Streptophyta; Magnoliopsida; Cornales; Cornaceae
Product: patatin-like protein 2
Exons: 7
Coding region: 1652-2752 (366 amino acids)
Biological process (GO): lipid metabolic process
Molecular function (GO): monoacylglycerol lipase activity; glycerophospholipase activity
Source: RefSeq, a predicted model, not a curated record
AUGGUGAGGAUGUGUUGUGAGAUUUACAUGUACCACUCGCAAGUGCACGAAUUGAAUCUUUACAGAUAGGGUUUACUUGUAAGGGUGUCGUACCCAAGGGACUUGUGUAAAAUAAGUUUGUCAACAGAUUUAUUAAAUUCCAAAUUAAAUUGAAAGUAAGAUAAUCGAAUUGUGAUGAUUAAUUCUAAAUUAACUAAGUUAAAAAAUAAACUAAAGAACAAUGAUUAAAUAGGAUGUAGAAAAUAGAGAAAGAGAACUAGGGGAAUGACUUCACCACUAACGUCGCACCACCAGUUAAUUGCAUCAAUUUAUUGGAGAUAUAUUAUACAACAUGCACAGGAAAUUAAUCAUGGCUACAAGCACAUAUUAAUUUAGCUAGAAAAUAAUAAAAUUUAAAGCUAAGUAUAGACUAUCUUCGAUGGGCAUAAACCAUUUACCUAACUACUUUACUCUAAAGUGUAGCAUAGUCUAUAUUUUUUAGGCAUAAUCUAUCAAAUCUCUAACAUUAUAUUCAGAUAAAAACCAUUAUGUAAUUAUCUCAUUCACAACUACAAUAAGUGAAUGAGUUUUGUUCAAUCACAAGAUUAAAAUAUCUAAGACAAGAUAGAAAAAUAUUUGUAAUUGAAUUAAAACUCUAAAACCGAUUCUUAUUGAAGAGUCAAUUAAAAAUUCUAUAGAUUACACAAUCAUGCAUGAUAAAAAUUGUUCUUCAAUAAAUAAAUACAAUUAAACUAGUGUGCUAAGCUAGGGCUACAUCAUAACCCUAGCAAAGCGUUUAGCCAAUCAUGACUGGAAUGGAAUUCUUCAUGGUUGAGGAAGACAUCUUCACCGCUAUGGAUUGAUCCCUUCCUUCUUCUGAAUGCUUCUUUUCUGAUCUCAGCCUCAAGCUCCUCUGUAUGAUCAUUCAAUGCUGUAGAUGACUCCCUUUAAAUAAUAAAAGAUCAGCCUUUAAGUUCCCUUUUCCAUAUAGAAGACAUAUAUAGAAAUUCUGUCAAAUAAGGACUUCAAAAUUCGUACAUAUUUCAGUCCAAUUUUGACAAGGUAAAUAGCUGUUUUAGGGAAUCCUCGUGAAAUACAAAAUUGUAGCUUUUCGAAUUUCCGUUCGACCAGCGCGAGAAUUUAGCUGUUUUGACGCUUGAGGAGAGAGAUACAACCAGAUUACCAAAACGGGUUCAAUUCCCUUAAAUUCCUUAAAUUCCUAUAUAUAUAUAUACUGCAAUUCCCUUAAAUUCCUAUAUAUAAUUUCUAAAAAGAAAUCAUUAAAAUAUAUAUAUAUAUAUAUCUACUAUAAUUCAAUUCCCACAAUUUUGUUUUUAAAUUUUUAACAAAACACUCUCCCUUCCCUUUAUAUAUAUAUAUAUAUAUAUAUAUAUAACAUAAAAUAAAUAAAUAAUUAAGUUUAUAAAAUUUUCAUCAUAACUUAAAUAAAAUAAAAAAUAAAAAAAAAAGAAGAAGAAGAAAGAAAAGUGGUGCGAGUCUGUAUGCAGAGAGUUCUUGGGUAUGAUUAACACUCUUUUGCACGAAACCGACAACAAACUGAAUGGACUCGUCGAUUGAGUGACGGAUCUAAAGAACCGAGUUCAUCAACUUGAAGAGGAGAGAAAUAGAGAAUGCCACCAUGGAAAAGGAAGUGAUCUUUUAGGGCAACCUGAUGGGGGAAACGUUGAUGAAGAAACUGGAUGGUGAGGAUGCAAGAAUUGCAGACUAUUUCGACGUGAUUGCAGGAACAAGCACCGGUGGUAUUGUGACCGCCAUGUUAACUACACCAAAUGAAGAGAACAGCCGCCCUAAAUUUGCUGCCAAAGACAUCAAGGAGUUCUAUCUUGAACAUUGCCCUAAAAUCUUCCCUCAGGAAAGUGGUCGAUUUGCUCAUGGUACAAAAAUCAUCAAGGCCCUCUCAGGACCAAAAUAUGAUGGCAAGUAUCUCCACAAUAUUGUUAGGGAAAAAUUGGGAAACACGCGGUUGCAUGAAACAUUAACUAAUGUUGUGAUCCCUACUUUUGAUAUCAAGAGACUCCAGCCAACUAUCUUCUCAAGCUAUCAGGUGAAGAACAAUCCAUGCUUAGAUGCCUUGCUCUCCGACAUUUGCAUAUCAACUUCAGCUGCCCCGACCUAUCUUCCUGCCCAUAACUUCAAAACCAGUGAUUCCUCUGGAAAAGUGAGAGAAUUCAAUCUUAUUGACGGCAGUGUAGCAGCUAAUAAUCCGGCUUUGGUGGCGAUGGGUGAAGUGACAAAGGAGAUUAACAGGGGCAAUUCUGACUUCACUUCUAUAAAUCCGGACUAUGAUAGGUUCAUUGUUGUAUCCUUAGGGACUGGUACAGCGAAAGCAGAAGAAAAAUAUGAUGCAGAUGAAGCAGCAAAAUGGGGUGUUUUGGGAUGGUUGACAAGUGAUGGUUCUACUCCAUUAGUGGAUGUGUUUACUCAAGCAAGUGGUGAUAUGGUUGACUUCCACAUUUCAACUGUUUUUCAAGCCCUUCGCUCUGAAGAAAAUUACCUUCGGAUUCAGGAUGACACAUUAAGUGGGAUAGUGUCAUCGGUCGAUAUUGCAACCAAAGAGAACUUAGAUGAUCUAGUGAAAGUUGGGGAAGAACUGUUGAAGAAACCAGUUUCAAAGGUGAAUUUAGAGACCGGUGUCUGUGAACCGUUUAACAAGGGUACUAAUGAGGAGGCACUUAUAAGGUUGGCAGAAACUCUAUCCAAGGAGAAGCAGCUUCGCGAUACCAGAUCACCACGUGUUGCGAAGUCGAACUAAUAAAUUUUUCAACAUUAAUUUAUUUCAUUAAUUAAAUAUAUUCAUUGUUUGAAUAAGUCAUGGUUAUGCCAUUGUAGGUGACAAGAGUCAUUUGAAAUUCUUUUUGUGUAAGUAAUUUGAAUAAAUUCACAUUUAUUAUUUUGUAAUUCUUAGACAUAUGAGUGCUAAUUAUGCCAUUUCGCUCAUUGUAAUUCAUAAUUCAUCGUAUGAGUAAGUCAUGGAUAUUCCAUUGUAGGUGACAAGACUUGUUUGUAAUUUUUUUUGUAAGUUAUUUGAAUAAAUUCAUAUU